Messenger RNA from Marchantia polymorpha subsp. ruderalis, 3502 nucleotides. Lineage: Eukaryota; Viridiplantae; Streptophyta; Marchantiopsida; Marchantiales; Marchantiaceae. The record is from the annotation of a GenBank genome assembly.
GUUGUAAUCUCUUAAGGAAGAAAGUUCCAUACUUUCUACUCAUGUAGGAGUUGCCAUAUGUCACUGUGCAACUACUCAUAUGAAGGCAGGACACGUGUCCAUCUGUAAGGUCGGUGUGCGUCUGCCACGCGGGAUUUCUAAUUGCUCCCGAGAGGCCGCUAUGAACUGAAAGAAAUUUCCGUCUUGAAAACUUGUAGUGCCUCCAAUGCGAUUUUCUGGGCUGUGUGUCCAGGAGGUGCAAUCACUAAAUUAGCUCCAUGAAUUAGUGUUACAUUAGGUGUUAAUCUCGUUGGCAAUCCGACAGCGUCGGUCUCUACAUGGGAAAGGGCUUGUGCAGCAGGUUUGGAAGAGAGAAGAACAGAGCAAUAGAGAUCGGUCCGGACGGGGAGCAGUGCCCGCGAAUUGGAACAAGUGCAGUCGGUGCUCGGAUAUCGUGCGAGCAUUCGUAGAAUUCUGAACUCAAUCAGGCGAAAGGGGUGGUGCAUGACAUUGAAGGCAAGGGCUCGAGGAGAAUCGGCAGUGUGUAAACACUGCCACGGGGAAAGGAGGCUGGAGGGAUUUGGUGACGAAGUGAUAUCUCGCAUGCGAUAAGACCGUAAUUGUAUUUGACAAGUUUAGGACGAUGAAGCAGGUUCGGUGUGGCGAUGGAAACAUUCUGGGUUUACUGGAUGGCAGGACGAUUGAUUCUCAGCAAGUGCCACAUCAUUACCAGGAGCAACAUUUUAUGCGGUCUGUUCAGAUGCACUCUUCACUGGUCCAUCGACUGGAAAUGGACGACGUUAUGGAGGGCCAUCAAGGGUGUGUCAAUACACUAGCAUGGAACGCGAAGGGAUCACUCCUUCUGUCUGGCUCUGAUGAUACAAAAGUGAAUAUUUGGGAUUAUGGCUCUCGUAAGCUGGUUCACGACAUCUAUACUGGUCACUCUGGAUAUAUCUUUUGUACAAAGUUCAUGCCAGAAACCGGAGAUGAUUUGGUGGUUUCAGGUGCUGGAGAUUCGGAGGUAAGAGUACACAGAGUCAGUCGGUUAGCUGGAGGGAAAGGCGGGAGAAAAUCCUCUUCGGAUCAAACUGCUGUAUUUCGUUGCCAUUCCAAACGAGUCAAGAAGUUGGCGGUGGAGGACGGCAAUCCACAUGUUAUAUGGAGCGCAAGCGAGGAUGGUACAUUACGACAGCAUGAUCUGCGAGAGGGUAUCGCAUGUCCGCCUCACGGUUCCCCACCGCACGAUUGUCGUAAUGUCUUGCUUGAUCUACGGUGUGCAGCGAAGAAGGCAUUACAAGCGCCCCCAAGGCACUGUCUCGAACUCAAGACAUGCGCGUUGAGUCCCACCCGUCCAAAUCAUCUUCUCAUCGGCGGCAGUGAUGCGUUUGCUCGUCUCUAUGACCGACGCAUGCUGCCCCAUUUAAGUUCUGCUCAGCAACCGUCGAAGCCCCCACCUUGUGUUUGCUACUUCUGUCCUGCGCACCUUUCUGACAAGAGCCGCUCGAGUUUGCAUCUCACUCAUGUAACAUUCAGUCCGAGUGGGGAGGAGGUGCUUCUUAGCUACAGCGGCGAACAUGUCUAUUUAAUGGAUGCUUUCACAGGCCAAGAAGAUGGAGUGGUUUACAGAGCAAGUGAUGUCCCCAAAAGAACUGUUCUUGCUCCAAUUGUUAAUGGCACAAAUGUCCAGUCAAAGUCUCCAGGAGCGGCUCUGGGCAAUGGAUACAGGCGAGGCUCCUCUUGGGUGCAAGAAUGUAGAGAACUUUUCGAAGAAGCCAAGAAGGCUCUGACAACUGGAAACAGUUACCUGUACGCGGUAGAGGCUAGUAGUGAGAUAAUUGAUGCCGGAGGUACCGUCAUUGGGAAUCAGUUGAGGCAUGAUUGUCUUUGCUUACGGGCAUCGGCCUUUUUGAAGCGCAAAUGGAAGAACGACCUUCAUAUGGCUAUUAGAGACUGUAAUGAGGCUCGAGCUAUUGAUCCCAUGUCCCCACAGGCACACCAUCAUAUGGCUGAAGCUCUUUCAUCGCUUUUGAAGCACAAGGAGGCGCUCGAUUUUGCCAUCAGAGCUCAUCAACUAGAGCCGUCAGAUGUGAGACUGUCGGAACAUGUGGCCCUACUUCGGUCAAUGUUGAAGACAGAUGAGGAUUCCAAGAAUAACCGAAACAAUGAUGGGGAUGUCAAGCUAGAAAGGAAAGCAUCCAGAAACACUGAAGCGGAUCUCAAGCUAGAGAGAAAAGCAUCCAGACUUCGAACAAUAAGUAAUCUGUUAUUUAGAUCGGAAUCGGACCUGAGCGAGGGUUACCAAGAUACAUGGCGUGGAGAGAGGGGCGACCUGUUCAAUGACGACAUGGAAAUGGAAAUGGAGAUUGAGAUGUCAGUAGGCGAAGAAGAUGAUAGGGAUGGAGAGCAAGGAGUCCUUCCAGGAUCAAGCUUGAACUUACGCCUUAGACCAAAAGUGGAAGGACGUGAACGAACAAACAGGGUUCUCUCAUCAGGAUCCACAACGUCUACAUCUGGAGCAAACUACGAGAAUUUUGCUGUUGAGGGAGAGAUUGCAGUCGAUAUGCGGCAGCGUUAUGUCGGUCAUUGUAACACUGGGACUGAUAUCAAGCAGGCAAGCUUUCUCGGCGAAAAAGGAGAGUUUGUGGCUAGUGGCAGUGAUGAUGGGCGCUGGUUUAUAUGGGUGAAAAAGACCGGUAGGCUCGUGAAGAUGCUGGUUGGAGAUGAGGAUGUCGUCAAUUGUGUGCAGUGUCAUCCUUUCGAUUGCGCCGUUGCGACAAGCGGGCUCGACAACACUAUCAAGAUGUGGGCACCAACGUCCCCUCGCCGCGCUGGAGGUAUGUCAAUGGUGGGUGAGGAAGCAGCAGAAUUUACAGAUCCUAAACACGUGAUGGAUAUCAACCAACGUAAUAUGCAUCGUCAGAAUUUGCCAAUGGAAUUUCUUCAUCGAUUCAGAGUACAGGAAAGUACGGAGGGUGCUUCUCAUCCUUUCGAAUGCACGCAAAGCUGAAGACAGUGAAAAUAAGUGAACAAAAGCUUAGCUCGUGCAGAUUUUGUUCUCCUUUCCGACUGUAUCUAUUCAAAUUUUGGAAGUGGAGUGGUUUCAUAUUAGUAUGUGUACUCUCCAGAGUGAUCCUUGUGUCCUCUGUAAUGAAGGUCAAGGUGGUCUUAUGGGACUCACUUGUUUUCCAUGACAGCCAAGUGUGCAAAAGAUCACAGUUACAAUACCAAUAAUCCACCUGAGAGAUUGUAGGAACGUACAGCAUGUACAUAGACGUAGCUUAACCUUUUCUGGGUUUCUCAUUCAUCGAUCUAAAUCAGACCACGUAGAAGAGUAGGCAAAAAUAAUUCCAUUUCGUGGCUGUGCCUGGGCUUCGCCUGUCUCACUAGUCCAAGCCCAACAUCGAUCGAUGGGAGUGAGGGCUUUGUGACAUGGAGGCAUUUGACGGAUUUUUGUGACAAAACUGGCGACAUCCCUCAUGUUACUGUAUAAUAUCCUAAUACAUGAAAUUGAAUCAUUUCAGGG